AUGGUCGUACUGACAGACCCAAACCUCCUCGAUCCCCGUCACUAUGAGUCUACCGAGACCACCUGCGCAAACAGCAUGAGCAUGAGCAUGAGCAUGAGCAUGAGACCUGUGACGAAGGUUUUCUUUCCUCCACGUCGUGAGAGCGAUCGGAUGAUGGUUGUCCAGGUCUGGUUCAAGAAGCAUUGCCGAGUGACUUGCGGGUUCAGAAAGCGGAGCACCACCACCCCCGACCCUCCAUCGCCAGCAUCGCCAACAACGUUUCCAUGUCCUCCAUUGCCCGUGUUGCUGGCGGCAGGAGAUCGCGGAGUCGUCAUGUAA
Guillardia theta CCMP2712 is the source of this 318-nucleotide messenger RNA. RefSeq lists its product as hypothetical. NCBI's taxonomy places the organism in Eukaryota, Cryptophyceae, Pyrenomonadales, Geminigeraceae. The transcript has a single exon. The record is from RefSeq and is a predicted model, not a curated record. Bases 1 to 318 code for a protein of 105 amino acids.